AUGGGAUGACGUAGUGACCGUAGUGGGAGAGGCAGCGGUUCCUCCGACCAGACCACAUCGUCGACAGUCGUCACGACACAGAAAGCAGCUCGAAGACCCUAAAAUACUCGAUAUUACAAACUCACAUGGAUGCAUAUGAACGUGUAUAUCGGCUAACUUUGGUAUAUUAGACUCGCCUUGGCCAUUGCCUAAAGGCUACACACAACCAUAGCCUAUGAAUUCGGGAACUAUCGCUGCGUGGAAGUCUAACGUUUUAUGGAGGCUUGGAGACGUAGGGGAGCGAGGAGCAGAAGGGGGUAAACUGAAGAUCGACACCAAACUGGGAACAUUGGACACAUUCUGCUGGCUACGAGUGACCCACACGCACGGGACGGGGUGGAAACAUGGCCGCGAAUGUCAAUUUAACAUCUGGGAUGGGAGAAAUUAUUCAACUGAACGUCGGUGGGACAAGGUUCAGCACCUCUAGACAGACUCUCAUGUGGAUCCCAGACUCUUUCUUCUCAAGUUUGCUGAGUGGGAGAAUAUCAACUCUACGUGAUGAAACUGGAGCCAUAUUUAUUGACAGGGAUCCGACAGCCUUUGCGUCCAUUUUGAAUUUUCUUCGAACCAAAGAGUUAGACUUGCGGGGGGUAAACAUUAACAUUCUCCGCCAUGAGGCUGAGUUUUAUGGGAUAACGCCGUUAGUGAGGAGGUUGCUGCUGUGUGAGGAAAUAGAACGUUCGUCCUGUGGCAGUGUUCUGUUCCAUGGAUACCUUCCCCCUCCAGGUACUGUAGAUAGAACGUUCGUCCUGUGGCAGUGUUCUGUUCCAUGGAUACCUUCCCCCUCCAGGUACUGUAGUACUGUGUUCCCACAACUCCUCCUACCUGGAAGUCUGUCCUCUGGCACAGCUCUCCCAGCCCGUAAGUUCAGCUCCACCCCUGCAGCCUCGGGCCCUGCCCCUGAGGAUCGGCCUGGUCCUAUCGGAGCAGAGGGGGGGUUCCCCCAUUCCUGUCCCCCCCACCCCUCACUCCCCGGACCCCCUGGAGCCGAGGGACCACACAGACUGGGUGCUGUGGUGGACCCUAGGAAGGUGCUGAUUGUAGCUGGACAUCAUAACUGGAUCGUAGUGGCUUAUGCACACUUUGUCAUCUGCUACAGGAUAAAAGAGUCGUCAGGGUGGCAGCAGGUGUUUUCUAGCCCCUAUCUGGACUGGUCCAUCGAGAGAGUCGCCCUUAACGCCAAGGUGGUGGGUGGUCCCCAUGGUGAUAAGGACAAGAUGGUGGCAGCUGCCUCCAAUAGCAACAUCAUCCUCUGGAGCAUCCAAGAUGGAGGGAGUGGCAACGAGAUCGGUGUGUUUAGUCUGGGUGUACCCGUAGAUCAUCUGUUCUUCAUCGGGAACCAGCUGGUGGCCACAAGUCACACUGGGAAGGUGGGAGUCUGGAACGCUGUCACACAGCACUGGCAGGUACAGGAUGUAGUUCCCAUCACCAGCUGUGACACGGCUGGCUCCUUUCUGCUGCUGGGCUGCAACAACGGAUCCAUCUACUACAUAGACAUGCAGAAGUUUCCUCUGAGGAUGAAGGAUAAUGAUCUGUUGGUGACAGAGCUGUACCACGACCCGUCUAAUGACGCCAUCACUGCCCUCAGUGUCUACCUCACACCCAAGACCAGUGUGAGUGGUAACUGGAUAGAGAUAGCGUAUGGAACCAGUUCUGGAGCAGUCCGGGUCAUAGUUCAACACCCUGAGACAGUAGGCUCUGGACCUCAGCUCUUCCAAACGUUUACUGUCCACCGCUCCCCUGUCACUAAGAUCAUGCUCUCGGAGAAACACCUGGUCUCAGUGUGUGCGGACAACAACCACGUGCGGACGUGGACAGUGACGCGGUUCCGAGGCAUGAUUUCCACACAGCCUGGCUCCACCCCCCUGGCCUCCUUUAAGAUCCUCUCAUUGGAGGAGACGGAGAGCCACGGCAGCUACUCAUCAGGCAACGACAUCGGUCCGUUUGGGGAGAGAGAUGACCAGCAGGUGUUCAUUCAGAAGGUCAUCCCCGUCACCAACAAGCUGUUUGUUCGCCUCUCCUCCACUGGGAAAAGGAUCUGUGAGGUGGCGGCAGUGGAUGGGACCACCAUCUCGUGUUUCACGGUGAGGGAGUGCGAGGGUUCUAGCAGAAUGGGUUCUAGACCAAGGAGGUACCUCUUUACUGGGCAUGGCAACGGCAGCAUUCAGAUGUGGGACCUCACCACCGCUAUGGACACCGCCAACAAGGGAGAGGAGAAGAAGACUGACGAGGUGGGCGGACCAACAGAGGAGGAGCUGCUGCAGCUAUUGGACCAGUGUGACCUCAGCACCUCCCGCUGUGCCACGCCCAACAUCAGCCCCGCCCCUUCGGUGCUGCAGCACAGCCGCCUCCGAGAGUCCUGCUCCAGUCUCCAGCUGCAGGCCCAGGAGCCCAUCCCAGAGACGGCCACCUAUGGAGCCCUGCGACCCUACAGAGAGAGCCCCCUGCUGGCCCACGCCCGCCGCACAGAGUCCUUCCACAGCUACAGAGACUUCCAGAACUUCUCCCUGGGGACAGGUCUGCUGGAGAGCCCCGGACAGGCUCCAGGACAGGGGGCAGGCCUAGGUACAGAGGCCCGAACCCGGUCACUGUGCGAGGCUGGGGGAGAGGAGGGCGAGCGGAGGGGCUCGGCCAUGGAGCUCUGGGCUAGCCGAAGCGCUAACGCCGCUAAUGCUGAUGUCGUUGCUAAUGCUUCCGUGGUCACAGGUGGCGCCACUGCCGAAGAGGGCGUUUUCAUAUCGCCACGGCAACCCCCCGACAGUCCUGGAGGAGACGCUUGGCGAAGGGUCCAAUUGGAAGAGGAGGGGGCGGGGUUAGGAUCAGUGGCGGAGGCUAGGUCUGAGGUGAGAAGGAAGGGAGGGUUUGAGGGGGUAGUAUUUCUGGGCAGAAAGAGAGCACCUCCAGUCCCCCAGCUUACCUCGCUCCCCUCGGUGGGGUCUGAGGGGGGAGGCAGUGACUCCUCCUCCACUGCUUCCCCCUCCCCCACCCAGCUGGCUUCCAUUUCCCCCCGGCACAGGAAGUGCAGUGAGCCGGCCAAUCAGGACAGCAGCCUGUGAGUUACGGACAGCUCUGACGCCGACACGCCCCUGGUGUCAGUCAGUCAACAGCUCUAGGGAGAAGUUACUCCCCUAUCCACUGAUCUAGGACCAGCCUACCCUCCCCAAAUUCUAACCUUAACCAUUAGGAAUAAAACACACUAAACUGACCUUAGAUCAAUGUUUGGGAGCAACUUCAUCUCACAGGCAAUAUUCUAGACUACCACAGUAUGACAUCUCAAAAGAAAGCCCGUCAUUCUCAAUCAAGAGAAGAAACUUGACGCCUGCUGGAAGUCGCUAACUAGCCUAAGGGUGAUCUUCUAGUUCCGAGUAUGACUUUAACCCUUCGGAUCUCUCCAUCAUGGCAGUAAAUCUGGUAGCUGCACAAGUGGUUCUCCAUCAAUGUUUGUUCCAAUAGUCCACUCAUGAUAUCAGUAGGACUUUGUGUUAGAGGCAUAUACUGUAGUUUAUCGACUAUUAACACAAAGUGCUAGAUGUGUUAAUUUCCCCCUGGUGGUUGUCGUCACUUUCACACACACUUGUAGUUUUGGGUGCACAGGUUGUGAACCUCCACACAACACACAGUCGUGCUGUUCAACCAGCCAGUAGGCGUGCGUGUCGUGUUUUAGACCUGCCUGAAUUCUACUCUACACAGUAAAUCUUCUUAUUUCUCUUUUUUUUUGUCGAAAACAGACCGACAUCUCAUGCUGAAGGUCCAAGUGACUUUGCGUGGCAUUCUAUGUUAUUUUAAAUGUAAGGAAUCAUGCUUAGUGCCUUUUUUUAAACACUAGCCAUAGUUUAAACAUCCACCUGUCCUUUCAGUGAUGCAGAGAGAAAGUAGACCAAAGGUUGAAUGGAGGAUAUCUGUCUAUAGUCUAUGCAGUGUGUUGUUCUCACUGCCCAGUGACGUCACAGGUUGGACAGCUGCUAUUAUCGUCACUCCUGUCACCCAACAGUAGCUUUGGAGGGCGAGGAGAGAGAGAGAGUUGUCAGUGGGGCCCAUCCUCCCUCCGCCCCAUCACUAGACGAGACCUGGGUCAAAUACGUACAACUUGAGGUGCACUUAAUUUAGCUUGUCCAGUACAAUGGAGCCAGUGGAAUAGUCCCACCAAACUAAAUCAAGCGCACCCAUUGUCUCUGAAAGUACAGUAUUUGACCCAGGUCUGUCUUAUACCCAGCUGGUAAGUAAAAGAUGGAAUGAGACCAAGCUGAGGGUUCAACAUGUACAAAGAUGUAAAUGUCAAUAAUAUGCAAUCUGAUUAUAUAUGGAGAAUAUAUCUACAUAAUCAAUAUAAUAUGUAACCAUGCUGAUGCAUUUAAAUGUGUGUAGAAUGUGUGUCUACAUAUUUGCUGUUGUUUGUGACAUCUGUCUUCUCAUAUAAGCUAUUCAUAUUAAUAGUAUUGUAUCGUAGCUAAAUUGCAUUUGCACUCGCACUACGACGACUAAGUGAUGAAGUAACACUUUAUUUUGGUUGAGAUAACAUUCAGCCCGUUGAGGAAUAAUGCCUAUCCCUCUAUAUCUCUGCGUGUCUAAGGCCUGGAUUCAUCCUGAUCCGUGUCAGAUCCGCCUGAUUGAGCCGAAACUGUAAGCAGCAUUUACCGUGAAUGCGAACGCGGCAACAUUGCCUUUAAAAAGGUGCAUAGCUGGCCCGAAAAUGGCCGAUCGGAUUAAAUCGAGGCCCAAGCUAUAUCUCUUCUCUGGCUGUGUUUUACACUUUCACCUCAGACGGAUACUAAAAAGGAAUAGAUCUAUUGAUGCCGCUCGUUAUAACAUUUUGGAUAACAUGUAUGUCCCAACGCAUUAUUAUGUCGCUAUGUAUUAGUGCUCGCUCGUCUACUUGGUAUGAUACUAGCCUAUUACGCACGUGUUGGCACUGAAUUGCCAUUGUCGUUGAGCUGGCUAGACGUAUAGGAUGUAGGAUGACGUCUUGGGGCUCUAUUCAAUCUGUAUCGCUGAAGUGCUGCAGAUUGCGCGAUAGAAAUGUAAAAGGUCCUUUCCGAUUGAGCCGACAUGUGCAGCGUUUACCGUGAGCGCAGUCUCUGCUGACGCGGGAACAUUGCCUUUUAAAUUUCAAUCGCGCUGUAAAACUGAACUCCCGCGAUACGGAUUGAAAAGAGCCCUAUAGACUGACACAGGACAUGUUUUUCUAACUCUUUAGUUCAGCUUGGGUUUAUCUGACAAGCAGUAGUCACACAAACCUGGUAGCCGUGCAUUGUAACGUUGGGUGUAAUAGGGUUGCAGGGCAUGCAGGCUUUUGCUCCAUCCAACCACUACUCAAAAGUCUUCGGCUGUAGUCUCUUAUCAUGGGAUCAACGUGUCUUAUGUGUCUCUCUCUCAGGGGGUGACAGUGCAAGGAGGGAGCACCAGGUUAGUGUGGAUACUCUUGUCAAAGUGUGUGUGUGUGUGUGUGUGUGUGUCUGUCCGAAGCAGCGCUGGGCUCUCAGCAGUGUAACCUUCCCUUUAGAAAAGUUAGCAACUUUGUGAGCUGAAAAUGGUGUUUGAUAGCUGUGUGAUUUAUGAGCGUAAUAAAGUGGUGUUGCUGCUUCUGAAUGUGUGAGCUGCCAAGGGCCACACUGUCUGCUACAAUCACUCUGUUUUUACUUUAGAAAACUUUUUUUAUUUAUUUAAAAACUUUGACAAUAGCUGUGAACGUGGCUGUGAAUGUGCAGCUACUAUGCCCUUGUCAAAAUGGUGUCCUUGAGUUGGGACACAGUCGUAACUGCCAGUUUGGUGUGUCCCUUUUUAAAAGACAAAAACAAAACUGACGGCUACAAUACCGUGUGUGUGUGUGUGUGUGUGUGUGUGAAAGCAUUUCCAGUUAUAGCAGCAAAGGGGGGACCUACUCCAUAUUAAUGCCCAUGUGUUUGACAAGCAGGUGUCCACAUACUUUUGGUUGUGCCCGUGAUGUGAUUUGGUGGACACGGAGGACCUAAUACUAGUUGAAUGGCAGGCCAUAGUUACGCAGCUCCAUCCCUACCACUUGGUAGGUGGGUCUGGGUGUCCUUGGUAAGGUACUACAAUGUGAAUCCACUAGAGGGCACUGUGGAUGUGUGUAAAAUCAAGUUACAGGUUGACGCUGAAUAAAUCAAUGAAUAUAUACUGACAACACAUAUGGGGUCUUCAUACAGUUUAGUGUGGCUUUAACAUUGGUUAGGAGUGCCACAGAACCCUGUUUAUGACAAAAGCAUGCUGUUUCUCUGUUGCUAAUGAUGACUUUUUCAGUGUUAUGGAUCACAUCGACCCUUCAUAGGAAUUGUGUUAAACAGCGUUGAGAUGAAACCGGUACUUGUGUGUGUGUGUGUGUUCUGUCACUCUAGCUGCUGUGUCUGUCCUCUCUCUGACGUCUCCUCAUGUCUGUAUUGAUGGGAGUAAAACACAAUAACCCAGUG
Oncorhynchus kisutch (coho salmon) is the source of this 6464-nucleotide messenger RNA. It is a transcript of the gene kctd3, whose product is annotated as potassium channel tetramerization domain containing 3. Lineage: Eukaryota; Metazoa; Chordata; Actinopteri; Salmoniformes; Salmonidae. The record is from RefSeq and is a predicted model, not a curated record. Gene Ontology annotation, biological process: protein homooligomerization. Gene Ontology annotation, molecular function: protein binding. The transcript has 20 exons. The coding region runs from base 384 to 3095 and encodes 903 amino acids.